Anarrhichthys ocellatus (wolf-eel) is the source of this 1249-nucleotide messenger RNA. Its product is annotated as cytochrome P450 2K1-like. Gene Ontology annotation, cellular component: cytoplasm; intracellular membrane-bounded organelle. The coding region runs from base 222 to 1106 and encodes 294 amino acids. The transcript has 5 exons. Gene Ontology annotation, biological process: xenobiotic metabolic process. Gene Ontology annotation, molecular function: heme binding; iron ion binding; oxidoreductase activity, acting on paired donors, with incorporation or reduction of molecular oxygen, reduced flavin or flavoprotein as one donor, and incorporation of one atom of oxygen. The record is from RefSeq and is a predicted model, not a curated record. NCBI's taxonomy places the organism in Eukaryota, Metazoa, Chordata, Actinopteri, Perciformes, Anarhichadidae.
CUGCAAAGAGGUACUGUAAGAUUAAACUCUAACCAAACACGUUAUUCAGCUUAGUCUCUCCUUUGAGAUUUGCUGCUCUCCUGAGUGUUGGCAGAGCCAUCAUUGGCGGGUAUCAAAUUAGUAACCCGAGACCUUAUGCAAUGGUAUUCCAGGCCAUAUACCUUUGAGCUUGUGUUUUAACUGCAAGGUUUAGUUGGAGGUGUACCUUAACAGCGGAACAAAUGUCUCUUUUUGAGGAUUUUGUUGUCUACCUCUGCUCUAGUCCCACCGCUUUGUUAGGGGUUGUUGCUCUCCUGCUCGUCCUCCAUCUUGUUUCCAACAGUUUCACCUCCCAGGCAUUCGGAAAGGUGCCUCCAGGUCCGAGGCAUCUUCCCCUGCUUGGCAACCUGUUGCAGCUCGAUCUCAAGAGACCAUACAUUACCCUGUGUGAGCUUUCGAAGAAACAUGGGUCUGUGUUUACCGUCUACUUGGGAACCAAUAAAGUGGUGGUCCUGGCUGGAUACAAGGCAGUCAAAGAGGCUCUGGUCAGCUACGCAGAAGAGUUUGGAGACAGAGACGUCGCCCCUAUUUUUUAUGAUUUGAAUCAAGGUCAUGGAAUUCUGUUUGCAAAUGGAGAAUCAUGGAAAGAGAUGCGGCGUUUCGCCCUCACCACCCUCAGAGACUUUGGGAUGGGCAAAAGACUCUCUGAGCAUAAAAUCUUGGAGGAAUGCCACCAUCUGAUCCAAGAGUUUGAAAAGCACAAAGGGAAACCAUUUGAUACAGCAUGCCCGGUAAAUUACGCAACAUCCAAUAUCAUCUCCGCUAUUGUGUACGGCAGCAGGUUUGAGUACAAUGACCCCCGAUUCAAAAACCUGGUGAGAAGAGCCAACGAAAACAUAUGCAUUGUGGGCUCUGCGUCAAUCCAGCUUUACAACAUGUUUCCCAGGCUGGUCAGUUGGAUAAAAAACCGGCAGAUUUUAUUAAAAAAUGUUGCGGUGACUGUCAGAGAUGUCAAAGAAUUAAUGAUGCAUCUGAAAGAGACACUGAACCCUCACUUCUGCAGGGGGCUUGUGGACUGUUUUCUGAUCCGGAAGCAGAAGGAGGAGGUAAGACAACGUUUUUUUUGAAGUUUUCAUCCAUCAAAAAGAGCUGAUGUUAUGCUUAUUUGAUGAUAUAUGGGCGUUCUUUCUCUUAGGACUCUUGUGUUAAGGACACUCACUACAAUGAGAAGAACUUGAUAUUCACAGUGACCAACCUGUUUUCAGCUGGU